UAGAUUAUUUUCAAAAAAUCACAUAAGUUUUUUCUUUUCUUUUUAUUUACACAGGGACGAUCCUUUAAUUGAGAUAAGUACGUGGUUGCUUAAAAAUUAAUUAAUGGGGAGAUCAGGAGCUGCUGCUGGAGAUUUGUUACUACUCAUUGCUCAAAACAUUGACGUUCUUGCUGGGCCAUUAGUUAGUUUGGCUUACCCUCUAUACGCCUCUAUCAGAGCAAUUGAGACUAAAAAUACUGCAGAUGAUCAGCAAUGGCUUACGUAUUGGGUCUUGUAUUCUAUGAUCACUCUUUUUGAGCUCACCUUUUACACACUUGUUGACUGGAUCCCAUUCUGGUCAUACUUAAAACUAGUUAUAACGUGCUGGUUGGUUAUACCUCAAUUCAGUGGUGCUACAUAUGUAUACCAGCACUAUGUUAGACCUUUCUACACUGGAGACAAGACUGCAGCCAACCUCUGGAAUGUCCCAAGUAAGAAACACAAUUUGACACCAAUCUCCGCGCAAGAUGACAUCCUAGUCUCUGGUGACAAAUACACUCACGAAUACCGCCCAGAUGAAACCAUUCAAUAUGCUAAUGUUGGUGGGGGAGUUAAUUAUAGAGGCAACACUUUCUUCUCAGAAGAUGACUAUGGGUAUUGAGGUCAGUGUGGAUCAUGCGACACCCAAUAAGUUUUGGGCUCAGAAUACACCUUGAUGAGUAUAUAAUCUUUAAACUUUGUUUAUGGUAUGUCGUUAAGUUUCAUAACGUUAGUUGUGGGUCUAAAUGUAAAUCGAGUUGCAGUUGAGUCUGCAUACAAUUCAAUAAUGUAUCACUGUCUGUUCUUAAAUUAACAGAAUUUUGGUUCAACUUA
Messenger RNA from Erigeron canadensis, 852 nucleotides. RefSeq names its product HVA22-like protein a. Lineage: Eukaryota; Viridiplantae; Streptophyta; Magnoliopsida; Asterales; Asteraceae. The transcript is spliced from 6 exons. The coding region runs from base 104 to 640 and encodes 178 amino acids. The record is from RefSeq and is a predicted model, not a curated record.